This is a messenger RNA of Caenorhabditis angaria, 7451 nucleotides long. The record is from the annotation of a GenBank genome assembly. Lineage: Eukaryota; Metazoa; Nematoda; Chromadorea; Rhabditida; Rhabditidae.
AUGUUAUUUUUGGACGCAUGGAUUUUUUUGCUGAUCUUUUAUGCAACUAUUUUCGUAGAUGGAAAUUAUCAGAAUCAAGGUGGCGGAUGGAGUGAAGAUUAUAACAAGUAUUAUCAGCAACAGCAAAAAUAUCAGCAGCAACAGUUUCAGCAGCAAUUUCAGCAGAAUCAGAAUCAACACCCCAGUAAUUUGCCGUAUAGAAGUUAGUUUUUUUUGGGUGAAGGGGGAGGGUUUUGGCGCUAUUUUUGAGUGGGUAAAUUUGAAGUUGAAAUAAAUUCUACAGUAAGAUUUUUGGCUGAAUUUUUGAGCCGGUAAUUUUUGGAAUUUUCAGCGCUGAUUUCCAGUUGAGCUAACUUCAUUAGUUUCAAAAAAAUUCCCAAAAUUCACCUGAAACAGUAGAUUUUUUCUAAAAUUAGCUGAAAAUCUCCCGUUUUUUUCAGGAUCCUAAUCUCAUCUCCGAUUUAAAAUUUCCAUUUUUUCUUCAAAAAAAAUGUUUUUUGUGUUUUGAGAGAUCGGAAGAUUCAAAUGUUCCUGAAACUUUUUUUUCAAAAAAAAAAUUACUCAUCUCAAAUUUCACUUCCAAAAAUGUUUUUUUUGGAAAAAUCCGGAAAUUAUUUGCGUUCAAAAUUUCAUAUUUGCAAAUAUUUGUGAAUUGAAAUUCUGGAAGUCUGAAAAAAUUUUGGAAGAUUUUUAUUUUUUAACAUUGUAAAUUUUAAGUUAACCUAAAAUUGUAGACCAAAUUUUCCCCAGCCAAAUUAAUUUCAAAGAUUUCACAAUUUUUUAAAAGUUUCCCAAUCAAAAUUCUGAAGCCACGUCGCUUUUCUGAAUUCCUAAUUUUGUAGAUCAAAAUCUCGAACUUUUUCUGAAAUUUUAGAAUCUGGGCUCCGAACUUCAUAACUUCCUCUUUCAAAAUUUUCGAUGCCUCGUGGAUUUUCUGCUUCGAAUUUUUUUGAAAAUGAAAAUCUGAAACUACUUCUGAAAAUUCAGAAUCUGGGCUCAAAACUUCAUCAUUUCCCCAUCAAAUUUCUAAAUGCCACGUGUCUUUUCUGAAUUUCAAAUUUCAUAGAAUAAUUUCUGAAAACUGAAAUGUUGACUUAAAUUUAAUGUUACCACGUGGAUCUUCUAACUUUAAAAUUUCUGUAAACGAAAAUAUGAUUUUUUUUUCUGAAAAUUUAGAUUCUGGGCUCAAAACUUCAGAACUUUCCCCAUCAAACUUCUGAACUCCACGUGGUUUUUUAGCUUCCGAUUCCGUGGUUCAAACUCUGGAAUAUUUUCAGAAAAGUUUAAAAUUUCUGGCUAAACAUUUUUGUUGAUCAAAACUCAAAAUGAUUUGCUCCAAAAUCUCUAUAUUGUUUCUCAAGACAUUUUUUCUCGCACCCGGAAAUUAAUUCAACUUUUUCCUAUUUUUGCACACGUCUUCUGCCUCUUCUGCCUCAAAAUAUCCUUUCUCGUGAAAAUCCUUUAGGGUUCAUCAAUUCUUGCCCAAAAAUCCCAUCCUUUGUUUCUUUUUUUUUUGUUGUUAUUUUAUUCUAUAUUUUCCCUCAAGUAGCACAGCACUUCACACACUUUUUCCUUUUUUUUGUGUUGCUUGUAAAAAUCUCUUUGUGUUUUCACAUGCACUUUUACUUUGGGCUUAGGCUUAACAUUUAAUUUUCGCCGAAAGGGGAAAAUAUUUUUCAUUUUACAUCAUCGCAUGAAAUUAUGUAGCUAAUUAAUAUACAUCUAACACGAAUUUUUUCUUUCUUGAAAAAUAGCAAUUUUUUUGGUCAGAGAAAAUAUUUGUGUAAAAUAAAAAAUUUUGAAAAUCAAAUUUGUACCCCACCCAACCCACCCAUCUCAUUAUCAAGACAAAACAAAACGUAAAACUUUUUUUUUGUGGUCAGAAUUUUUCACUUCUUUUUUUUUCUAGCUAAAAAUGGUGGAUGAAGGAAGAAAAAAUUAGAUUCAUAUUAUUAUUCAUGCAAAUUGUUUUUGUUCCAUUUAGAAGAGUGACGGGUAUUCCGUUCUUUUUUUACUUGAGAGUUCUUUUUUCCUGAAUAUUUAUGGAUUUUUUGAGCUACAUUUUGAGGCUGAAAAUUUUAAAGCUUCUCAAGAUUUUUCCCACUGUUUUUUUGUUUCAGAAAAGAAAAAAUUACUGUUUCACAAGCUUCAUAAUUGUUUUAAGAAUUUCAAAAAAAAUUUCUCAAUUCUAAAUUGUACUUGGAAUUUUGUUAAGCUUAAUUUUUGAGUUUCAGAAAAAAAGUUGACAGAUUUUUAAGAACUGAUUUUUCACUCUAAUCAUCUUUCGGUUUUUUUUAUUUCCAGAUUUUUCCUAGUAACUUUUUGAUCUGAAAAAUACAGGAUUAUUUAUUUAUUUUAAAUUUAAAUUUUAUUUUAAGCUACAAAUUUUCAGGCGGAAACUGAUACUGUAGGCUCAGAAAAUUCAAAUUUUUUUUGGAUUUUCUGGCCCAGAAUCUGAAAUUUGAAUAUAAAUUCUAAUUUGAAUUUAGACGUAUAUUUUCAAACUGAAAAGCGGUCAAAAUUUUAAAAUUAAAAAAAAAAAUUUCAAAAUUCUCAGAGAUUCGCUGGCUAGCUCGCCACCAGGUGGGGAGGCUGGCUGACCUGGGAACCACAUGGAAACCAUGUCGCCCGGUUUUUUUUCGCUGGCAAGGUGGCCAGGCUCUGGCUAGGUCACGGCCACAUGGCUACCAUGUGGUGGCCACUUCGCCGCGUCAAAAUGAAUUUUCAUGAAAAUUUCUGAAAAACUUGUGAAUUGAGGCAUUUUUCGAAAAAUUUGGCUCAUUUUCUGUUUUUUCGCAGCACUUGAAACCUUAGGAAGUGAAAAAACAGUAGAAAAUGCAGUGUUUUGAGUACAAACCACCGUCUUGCCAGCCUUUCAGAUUUUCAAACACACAGGCCACGUUGCCGGAAAACUCAAGGCGACCUGGCAGCCAUGCGGUUUCCAGGUGGCCGCACCGAUCUGGUGGCGAGCUGGCCAGCGAAUCUCUGAGUUUUUUUUGCAAAAUUCUUCAGCCAAAUUCAAAAGUUUUAAAAUUUUUGUAGAUCAAAAUCUGAAAAGAACCUUUGAUUUCUAAACUUCCACGUAGAUUUAACUUGAAGAAUUUUCAAAUUCUGGAAAGUCUCUGACCCCGUUCUCAUCAAUUUCCCUCCUCAAAUCUCUGUCUGUUCCGAUUUUUUUGCCAAGAAAACCACAAAAUCAUCUCACAUCACAUAGUGUCUAAAACAAAACACACACUCAUUUAUUUUUGCCCUGCCUGAUUUUUCCGCCGCUGAUUUUUUCCCCGUCAAAAAUCUUCGUCUUCCCAUCAAUCUCAUAAUGAUGACAGCUGUGUUUGUGUGUUGAAAAAAUCCGAAGUGUGAAAAAAAUCAAGAUAGAAUUAAUUUAUAUAUUUAUUUUUUUUUGCCUCUUCUUGAUGUGCUCCAGAUUUUAUAUUAUUUUCAUUUCGCUCCCCCAAAUCCCACGUUUCUUAAAAAUCCGUUUGCCCGCCGGGAUUUUUUGGAAGAUUAUCCCUGGUGGGAAAAUUUCCGCGGAAGACCUCCUUGAUUUCUUUUCUUCUCUUGCCCCACUAAUAAUAUAAAAUAAAAUAAAAGUUCAUUCAGAAAAAAUUGUGGUAGCCUGGCAACAUUGUGCACUUAAUAUAAUAAAUGAUCUUCUUAAAAUAAAAAUAAGUUCAUUCAUUUUUUGGCUCAGAAAUAUGCUAUGAGAUGUACUUUUUCUUCCUAUUUUUUCUAUUGAUACCGUAUUCGACGAUGACGUUGUCAAGUAAUAUUGUGGCCGCUGGACCGUUUUUGGUGAAAAGUGGUAGGGGAUAUUUGAAAAUUUUUUUAGAAACCUGAAGUAGGUUCUGAAAUUUCAAAAAUUCUAAAAACUUGCCAAAAAUAUUUACAGCUUGAAAUCAAAAAUAUUCAAAUUUUCCAAAAAAUUUUGGAAACCUCAAAACAAAUUUCAAAAAUAGCGCCUACCCAAACCUUUUCUUCACUAAAAAUUCCCCAUUUCCAGACACAGUCCCGUGCUAUUCCUGUAUGUCGAAAUUAUAUGAAGCAGUCUGGCCAUCAUUAUCCAAUAUCUAUCAGGAGCCCAGAAAUUUUACAGGUGAGAUUUUCUCAUUUUUCUCAUUAAAAUAUACGUUUCAAAAAUUUUUCAUUGAUUUCAGAUGAUUGCAAUGAUGAUCGGAUAGCGAGUGGUAGAGUUCCGAUAAUUCAAUGUUCAACGAUUUGUGUGUCACUUUUUGAGCAGCCAAAUAUUGCAGGUAGGAAAUUUUGGUGGAUUUUUAAGGUUCCAAAAAAAUAUAUUGAACUUCCUGAAUUUGAUUAGAAAUUUUGGACAUUUAAAAUUUCAUAUCAAACUUCAGGAGUAUCAAGAAGCUCUGAAUUGUAGCCUGAUUUAGGUUUAUGAAAAUCCUAAGAACUUAUCGGAUUCAGGUUCGAAAUUCAGAAUCUUGAAUUUUUUAAAUCCAGAAAAAACCUCUAAAUCAUCUCAGAAAUUUAAAAAAUUCAGGCUAUACAAGUUAGUCUAAGUCUAAACCAAUCCUAAAAAAAAUUCUGAUUCUUGAAAUCUAGAGAUCCAAACAUUCCAGGCAUCCGAAUCAAAGGCUACAUCCGUGGUUGUCUAAACACAGUGCUCAAAAAAGGUUUCAACAUGACAAUCGUAAAUCGCUAUCGCUGGCUACACCGCGAUUCGUGUCGACCAUACCGAAAAAAAGAGUUGUUCGAACUCGGCGAACAUCAAACCGACGACUCAACCAUCGAUGUUUGCACCUGUUAUGCAGAUCAUUGUAAUGGCAACAUUUCACCGCCGACUAGCCUUUUCUUCUUGACAUCUUUGGUCACUAUUUUGUUCUGGCAACUCAUUUGAUAUUACUGGUGCUUUUUUUUUAUUUUAGUUUUUGACUUUUUUUUGGAGAUACGGGUUUUAAAUUUUUUGCAUUCUUUGUUGGCUCAAUGAUAAAUACUAUGAAUGAAGUUUUUUUUUCUGAUUCCUAAGCUUUAGAAUAAUCUAGUGAAGGUACUAAGCGUUUUCUGAUAGAUCGAAAAAUGUGAUAAAAACUUUUUAAUUCGAUUUCAAAUGUUUUGUGGCGAGUUCGAUUCGGGAAGGAAAAAUGUGGGUUGAGAAGAGAUCAAAAUAGAUUAAAAGGUGUCGAUUUAUGUGUAUUUUGAUCUUGUCUUGACCCACAUUUAUCCUAACUCAUGAAAAAUUGAAAUCAAAUAAUUUUUGAUUUUGUAUUUUCAUUAGUUAAAAAAAACUUAGGCCAAGUUCCAGAAAAGAACAAUUUUUGAUCUACCAAUGAAGUUUAAAGGAACAUACAGUAGUCUGAAGGAACUCGUGGAUACACAAAAUUAAACGAAAUGUUUCCAAACUGCAAGGAUUACUGUAGAACAGGCAGGUUUAUUCAUGAACUGCAAGACCUACUAUAUUCUUUUUCAAAUUCAAAAGAGAACGGAAGAUUUGGGAAACUUCAAGACAUUCAGUAACUCAAAAAAUUCCAAACUGCAAAGAUUACUGUAGAACAAACAUUCUAGCUAAAUAGACAAAAAUAGAGAACUACAAAAAUAGUCCUGUUUCUCAGAAUUUUCUGCUAGAUUGAAAAAUGUGAUAUAAUUUUGAAUUCCACGAUUGAAAACUGUUUAAUCCGAUUUCGUUUUUUGUAGCGAGUUCGAUUCGGGAUAGAGAUCAAAAAUAGAUUAGGAGAAUUAUAAAAUGAGAUCUGAAGUGCAGUUUCCCAUUCAAAAAAUGUAUUUACAAAUGGACUCUGACUCGGAUUCAGCCAAAGCUCUAACUUCAAAUUCAAAGUCGGCCAGAAUUUAUUUUCUAAUUUUCAGUGUCACUCUAUUAUUCAUCUACCUCCACCUUGCUUCUUUUAAAACUGAAAGCAAUAUUCCCGAAAAAUCGGAAAAUUUGCUGGAAAAAUUCCAAAAUUGUUAUCGACCCAACGUUUUCACGUACUCGAACAAUUCCGAAGAUAUUUGGAAUAAUUUUGAGAUUAUUACUCAUGUUUGUGAUUAUUUUGGAAAGCACAUGGAUCUUCGUCCACUUCGCAAUUUCGAUGAGACAAAAUGGAUGGCUUUUCCGAAGACUGAGGUGAAAGAUCUUACUAUGGUGACGUUGGGAAUUGCGAAUGAUAUUACUGCUGAGACAAAAUUGAAGGAGGUGGGAAUUUGAGGGGUUUAAGGAAUGCCUGUCUAGCUGUCAAGACUUGAGAGCCUGGCUGUCAAGGAGCCACGUCUUGAGAGCAUGUAUGUCAAGAAGCCACGUCUCGAGGAUCUGUCUCUAAAGGAGCGACGCCUUGAGAGCCUGGUUGUCUAGGAGCCAGGCCUUGAAAGCCUGUUUGUCAAGGAGCCACACCUUAAUAGCUUGCCUGUCAAGGAGCCACGCCUUGAUAGCCUGGUUGUCUAGGAACCACGUCUUGAGAGCCUCGCUGUCAAGUAGCCACGUCUUGAGGACCCGUCUGUCAAGGAGCCACGCCUUGAGAGCCUGGUUGUCUAGGAGUCACACCUUGAGAGCCUGGUUGUCUGGGAGCCACGCCUUGAAAGCCUGGUUGUCUAGGAGUCACGCCUUGAGAUCCUGGUUGUCUAGGAGCCGCGCCUUGAGGGCCUCUCUGUCAAGGAGAUACUCCUUGAGUAUCUGUUUGGCAAGGAGCCACGCCUUGAGGGCCUCUCUGUUAAGGAGAUACUCCUUGAGCAUCUGUUUGGCAAGAAGCCACGCCUCGAGGGCCUCUCUGUCAAGGAGAUACUCCUUGAGCAUCUGUUUGGCAAGAAGCCUUGGGGGGCCUUGGGGGCCUCACUGUCAAGAAGAUACUCCUUGAGCAUCUAUUUGGCAAGGAGCCACGCCUAGAGGACCUCUCUGUCAAGUAGUCACGCCUUGAGGACCUCUCUCAAUUGUUCCUAUUUUCCAGCUUCUCCCCCAAACUCAAUUCUUCGGCGCCGAUCCAUCAAACAUGUCGCAAAUCUACACAAACAUCGGAAAACAUUUUCAAUUCGGAGUGUCUGGAAAAACUGCAGUGAAAAACACGCGCCUCUACGAUAAUGGUCAGUUAACAUAAGUCCCUCUCUUAUUUCCGAAAAAAAUUUCUACAGAUCACAACCCAGUGGAAAAUGAUGUGAAAAAUGUGAACUUCGUGGAAUUCAUCAAUAAAUAUGUGCAACGAAAAAUGUUGCAUUUUCUGUGGAUCGAUGUUGAAGGAGGGGAAUUUGAAAUUAUGGAAAUGUUACAUAGAGAUGGAGAAAUCGAAAAAAAUCAUAUUAAUAUUUGUCAAAUCAAUAUUGAGGUUCAUCGAGAAACAUUGGCCGAAAUUAAAAAUGAAACUGAUCGACUCAAAAUCUUUCUACAACAAAUCGUUGAAGAUGGGAAAUAUGUAUUGUUAAAAGGUUUCAAUGUAAGAAUUCCGAAUUUUGUGAGAGUUUUUCUAGUGAAUGUGAAACAUCCGGAGUGUAGAAGAUUGUUUAUUGAUUGA